Molecule: messenger RNA, 1281 nt
Organism: Camarhynchus parvulus
Lineage: Eukaryota; Metazoa; Chordata; Aves; Passeriformes; Thraupidae
Product: basic proline-rich protein-like
Exons: 1
Coding region: 1-1281 (426 amino acids)
Source: RefSeq, a predicted model, not a curated record
AUGUCAUUUCCCCUCCCGCCCGGCCGCCUCCCCCGCCCCGCCGCACCACCGGCCCACAUUACACAAGUGCCCGGGGCAGCCGCGGCCCGGCCCGCGGAGCCGCUCCCCCCGGCGCUUCAGCCCCGCGCCAACUCCCGCUCUGCAACUUCGCGCCGGGCCGGGGGCGGCGGCCCCGCACGCCCCUCCAGGCGGGACAGCGCCGGGGGCCGCGGCUGCUGCCCGCGGGGUGCGGGCCCCGCUCCGCGGCCCGCGCGGCCUCCGCCGCUCUCUUACCCGGCACCCACCUCGGCGUCAGCGGUGGCGGCGGGUGCCGGGCGCGGGCCCGGCCGAUGUGGCUCCGGCCGCGGGUUCGGGCCGCCGAAGCGCCGCCUGCGAAAGGCGCUCAGCCUGCGGGACGCCUCCGCCCCUCCGGCAGCGGGACCCUCUCGGGGUGUCGCGGGCGUCAGGGCCCCCGGCGCCGCCUCCUCCGGCGCCGCUUCCUCCGCGCCGGGAUUAUCGCCGCGCUCGGGACGGGCCCCGGGACCAUCUCUCCGCCAUUUGCCCCCGCUCCUUCCUGCCGUCACCGCGCGCGCCCGCCCCCCGCCGCCGCGGCCAAUCGCCGCGCUCCUCGCUCGGCCUCCCGCACCGCCUCCGCGCCUGCGCCCUGCCGCGCGGUGCCCGCCGGGAGUUGUAGUUUGCGGCGCGGCGCGGGCCCCGCAGGGCCCGGCCCGGCCCCCGGAGCCGGCGGGCGGGUCCCCGCGGCGGAACGGCCCGAUCCGGGACGGAAAGGGGUGGCCCGACGUGGCGGGCGCCGCCACCUCCCGCGGCCGCCUCCGCCCGGGCCCGCGCGGAGGCUCUGAAGGCGGGGCCAGCGGGGCCCGCCGCGGGCAGCCCCGACCGGCCCCACCCCGAUGGCGCUCAGGCCCAGGUGGGUCCCGGCGCCCGUCGAGGAGUGUGGGAGUAGCCCGGGCAGCCCAGCCCGGCGGGAGCCGCGGAGGGCCCGAACCCUGCCCGGGAGUUGGGCAAGGCAGCAGGCGCUGCAGCGGCCCUGCGGGCACUCCAUGGGAAGUUUGCGGUGCCUCGUGCAGGGCACAGGAGCCCCCUGCGCUCGGUGCCGCCCUGGCUGUACUCACAGUGAGCGCCCGGCCGCCACAUCCGCUCCGGGCAGGAAACAUGCUCUGCACACAGGGCCCGGAACGAAGCGGGGCAGGUCUGAAACUGCGGCUCUCACAUGCUCCCGCUUCCACAAGCUGCUACAUCCACCCACACGCGUUAGAUUUAUGCACACCUUUGAGGCUUUAA